AAAUGUAAUAUAAGUUGAAUAUAUUUAAUUUCUUCGUUUUCUCUUAAACUAGGAGGAAGGUGUCACCUGGUUUGUGGUAGCCAGGAUAGCUAGCCUUUCAGAAGGACUGCAGAGUGUGGAUCUGCUGCUAAGCAUUUAAAGAUGAAUUCCAGCACCUGCACCAACUGUGCAACGGUACAUGAUCUGGCCUUUGCCAGCAGCUACUCACUGAUCUUUAUGAUAGGCCUCCUGCUGAACUCCACAGCUCUGUACAUUUUUAUCUUUGGAGAUGUUGUCUGCUCCAUCACCACCAUCUACAUGAAGAACCUAGUGGUCUGCGAUCUUCUGCUGUUGGCGUCACUGCCUCUGAGGAUAUACUACUAUGGCUGGCAACCUCAGCUGUCUCAAACCACAUGUGAAGUGACAGGGCUGCUGCUCUUGGUUAACAUAUAUGGCAGCAUCUUCUUUCUGACUUGCAUCAGCUCAGACCGUUGGAUGGCCGUGUGCUUUCCCCUCAGAUCCUGGGCCCAGGCAAUACGCCAACAAGCCAAGUACAUCUGUAUGGGUAUAUGGACCUUGAGCAUUGGGGGAACCAUCCCCACAUACUUUGCUGACAAGAAUUCUGUGAAAAACAGCACUCUCUGCUUCGAUGAACAUCCUCACUAUAUCACAAAUGUUGGUAUUUCCAGUGCUAUGGUGCUAUGCUAUGUCAUUACAUUGGUUGUCAUGGUAACCUCUUCCUAUGGUCUGCUGCGUAUUUUUCACCGGAGUGCAAGUGUUGAGAUGGAGCUGAUCAAUAUAUCCAAGAUCAGGUUUAUGGUACUGAUGAAUGUAGCCAUCUUUCUGGGCUGCUUCUUGCCCUACCAUUUGACUGUCCUUAGCUAUCUUGUACCAGGGUUGAACAAAAAGUAUUUAGAUCAGGGGUACAAAUAUGUCCUGCUCCUGUCCUGUGUGAAUGCUGUCCUAGAUCCUCUGGCCUAUUACUUUACCACUGAGACUUUCCAACGACUAGUACCCCUAGAGCCAUUCCUUAGGAGCCGGGUUUCACACAGUGACUAUGUGGAAGAAGUAAUGCUGUCUGACCAGCCCUUGAGAGCAGAGCUUCCCCCUGCUUUUGGCAUUCCUCUAUCUUGAACAAGGAAGAGGCCAUUGGAGCAAGGCAGCCUUUGCGGCAUAUGCAUUUGCCAUUUUACACAUGGUCUGGUGUAAUUACAUUGCUAAAAUAAGGAAAGCAUUCAUGCCAGGAAAACAUUCAGUCAACAACCGGUCUGGGUAGACUGGUGAAGUUUGCUGACUGUUGCCUUGGGAAAUUACAAACUCCCCAGCUCAAAUUAGGGAGUCCACUAGAGUUGUGUGGUCAAUAAAUUUAAAUCAAACAAACA
Messenger RNA from Candoia aspera, 1361 nucleotides. RefSeq names its product lysophosphatidic acid receptor 6-like. NCBI's taxonomy places the organism in Eukaryota, Metazoa, Chordata, Lepidosauria, Squamata, Candoiidae. The record is from RefSeq and is a predicted model, not a curated record. The coding region runs from base 142 to 1113 and encodes 323 amino acids. Gene Ontology annotation, biological process: behavioral response to pain; G protein-coupled receptor signaling pathway. Gene Ontology annotation, cellular component: membrane. Gene Ontology annotation, molecular function: G protein-coupled receptor activity. The transcript has a single exon.